AUGCAAGCGCACUUGCGCUGCUCCACGUACAUCCCACGGAGACGGGAGGCGUUCGCGCUAUACACCACUUCACCUCAAAGUACAGCAUUUACCGACAAUCUUGUUCAAAAAAAAGUUAUGGUAGUUGAACAAUUAUUAGUCACGUGUGUUCGGACAACCUAAAAACAAUUUAUUCAUAGAGAUUCAGUUCAAAAUUCUUUUGUUUUCGGUGCUUUUUGUUAUUCUUAACGUUGGCUUCAAAUUAACAGUAAUUAAAUUUUUUUACCGUGGAAAUUUUUUUAUUUUAUUUUUUUAAUUGAUUGAUUGAAUACGCUAAUAUUUAAGAAAUAAAAAAAGGCGCCAAGGACAUCUGACCAUGUUAAAAUGAAUUUCGAUAUUUUCACUGUCUAUUUUUUCUCAGAAAACAAAGUUUUCGGAAUAAGUUUUAUACUAAUAAAGUUUUAGUUAUAAUUUAAACCACAAGUUAAAAUAAAAAUUUUUUACUUACACGCUCUCGAAACCGAGUACAACAUUUUCAACUUUGCACGGCCUCACGAAGAUUAGGCACCGUAAAAAUUGUAAUUUUUUUGUUUCAAAAGAUUUGUUUUUCACUUAAGAAUCGAAUUCGAAAAUAAAAAAAGGCGCCAACGACAUGGAAUUAGGUUAAAAACCCGAAGAAAAAAAGUAGUUUUGGUUUUUUGUACGACACUCCGCUAAAACGCUACGAAAAUCGGGAGAAAAGUAAAUCAGAUUGAAGAGGAAGGUUUUCUCUAUGUUUCCACUAAUUUUCUCUGUGUUUGGUUCAGUAUUGCGCUUUUACGAAAACAGCAAACACAAAAUCUAAAAAACCAGUGCAUUUCACCAUCGCAAAAAGGGGCGUGGCUCUGCGGUCUCUAUUUAAACGUUUCAUAAAACGUCUUUUCAAAAGAUUUAUUGCAAAAUUAUUGAAUCAAAAGUUGAAAAUCGUACCUAAAGGAGAACGUCAUUUUACUUGGCGGUUGAGAGUUUUCUGAAAUUUGGCCAGGAUACUACUUGAUGUAGAAGAAGUGGAUUCUGAAGGUUCUCAACCUGCACAACUUCCUAGUUCCCAAGAAAUAUGAUCUAAAGCCCCUAAAAAGCUCAUUUAAAUGUGUUUUGAGCGUUUCUCAAAAACUAGAAAGUCGUGCAGGUUGAGGCUCUCAGAAUCUUCCUCUGGUACAUCAAGGAGUCUUCUAGCCACUUUUCUGACCAACCGCAAAGUGUAAUGACCUUCCUUGUAAGGAAAUUUAUAGUCAGCAAAUGGGUUUACACUCCUAAAACUUGAUUUUUCCACACUAAACUUCUACUAUUUUAAAUAUUCAAAACCCCUCCGUUAUACACAAUCAUCAAACCCCAAGAAAAAUUUUGAAUCCAACUAGUUUUCUUUCGAAAAAUCAAUUGUAAAAAUUGAAAAAGGUUUAAGUUUUGCAUUGAUUCCCAUCAGAAACCUCGCCAUUUCAUGCAAACGAUAUUUUCUUCUCUUUCUUCCAAGGAAACUUCACAGCUUUUUUUUUUCAACAAGACAGAUCAAAAACAGAUUUACUUCAAAUAUUCCAUUAAAAAAAUUUUUUUCCAAGUGAUUUGAUCGAAGAUGGAGAUGCCGUUGAUGAUUUUUUUCGUCCACUGCAAAAAUUAAAAAAAUGUUAGAAUAGCUAUGAACAAACCAUUUACAACUUGUCUCGUGUCGCUCUUCUUUCUUCUUUUCCGAUCGAGGAAUGCGAGAUUUAUGCUCGCAGGAAUUCAUUUUUGUUUUGUUUUUUUUUGUCUGUUGCGUUGCGGAGUAUUGUGUGUGUUGUUUGUCUGUUGCAUUGUAGUUUUUUUGGAUUUUUGUUUUUUUUUCGGCCUUCAUUUUUAGACCUUAAAUUUUUUUGGGUUUUUUUGAAAUUAUGAUGUUUUGGGUUAGUUUGGAGGACUGCGAGAACAAAAAGUUCUAGUCCUCCUUCACACCUUCAACCGGUCGAUGGCGACGGCUGUGAAGGAUCAAACAGGAGAAGUAGGAAAAAAAACGUCUACAACUCCUUCGGCACCACGCGGAAAGUGACCAUCCAGCGAAAGCUUGUUCACGAGCUGGCAGGCCUCCGCAACCGUGGAGGUUCGCAAAAACUUGUUCCGAGUGUCUCGGCGAUGGAUGAAUCUUCAUUCGCAUCGCUUCCCCUCCAUAUUCAUAAUUCUCAGGUCCGUUGGAGCUCGACCAAUGCAAAUUGGAGCUCAAAAGUUUUUUCUUCACUUUCCACUCAUCGGUUUCCUUGGCCGAAAAAGGCGAAUAUGCCAAAGUCUAUUGGUUUUCAAGAAAAAAUUCAAAAAUUUGCUCCUGCGUUUUGAGAAGAAUUUCGAGUUUUUGCAUGACUUUGAACUCAGGCAUUUCACCUUCUUCGGUGUUGGGAAACCGACCUAACUAAAAAGAAAGGAGAAAAAGAAGGAGGGUUGGAAGCCCGAUGAAACUUUGCCGGUUUUAGAUCAUUCUCAUUCCAGUUUUUUUUUCUGGGAUGAGGAAGUUCUGAAAAUCGAGUUUCAUCACGUUUGAAACCCUCCAACUUAUGCACCUGACUUGAAUAAAAGUUAGGUUUUAGUUCAUGAGGUUCUGUAAGAGCUUUUGAGUUCUAUUUGCGAAGGUUUCCGUUCCAAGGUGCUGAGAAUCGUCACCAUUCAGGGCUCAGAAAAUGACACUUCUUUCUGGCCGUGUCAGGGACAUAGACGCAUCGUGUAGAUUCGAAUCUUGAAAAGCUUCAACUUCUUUUCGACGAAAGUUUCGCUCCAGAGAAGCAAAACUUUGCAAGUUGAUCAGUCUUUUCGAAAUUCGAAAAAUGCACAUUUUGUCUAUGUAACGACCCCUGCUGAAUGGGCUGUUCUUGCUGCUCACUGCUGUCGGAUGAACUCGACAAACUUUGUUAAAAUGAAUGAAUUCAUCAAAACAAAGUUCAUUGAGUAAAUCAGGAUAGCUGAAAGAAGCUGAGAACCGGAGCCGGGGUCUACAUCGCGGAUCGGGGCGUGGGAUGACUGGAGGGGGAGUGUGAUCGGAAACUAGGAGCAGGAGGAGCUCCAGAAGAGGCCUGCUACUGGUUUCCGACCAUAUUCUCCCUCCAGGCAUCUUGCGCCCCGAUCUGCGAUGUAGACCAGCGGUCGGUUCCUUCAAAAAGUGAUGGGUUGAGAAUCUAACGACACUUUCUCCAGGCGUACUUCAGGACGCUCUGAUAGCUGCUUUUUUUGAAUCUCUGUUUUUCGUUUUGGUCUAGUUUUGGCUCGAUUCGUUGGCAGAGCGAUGUAGUGGCUAGCUAUCUUGCCGGCGGAGCUCGUGAUUAAAGUUCGACUCCGUUCUGGCGAGAAUUUUCAGCCUCGCCAAAACGGAGUCGCACUUUUUUUUGCGGUCUCCGCCGGCAAGAUAAAAAGCCACUACUGCCAACAAAUCGACUUUUGUAUUUGACACUGAUGGAGUGCAAACUAAAAGGCGCUGUAACUCGAUUGAAACGAAAAAAGCGACUGUUCGGACUUUUUUGAAUCAGAGCAUCUUCUGAAGACGGGUGAAGGGAUUUCCCGUUUGAGUACGGUUUCGUUAAAUUCUCAACCCAUCACUUUUUGCGCUUCUCGUGUGAGCAACAAGAUGCGUCAUCUAUGGACGCGCGAGAGGGAUCUUCUUCGGUUUUUGCCGAAAAGAUUCCUCUGUCGGGUCGACAACUACGUCGACCCGCUUAUCGCCGACUUUUUCGGCUUUUGGGGCUCAGCGGAAAUCUACUAACAUGGAAGGUCAUUUUUGCGUAGGGUUUGGAAUUUUCUCCAAAUUUGCUCGAACAAUCUUGGAUGGACUGGGAGUCCCCAUAGUCGUUAUCUGCGCAAACCUUUCGUUUUGAAGAUAUGAAAUUUUCAAGUUUCCGUCCUUAAACACUUGACAUCGUUUGGAAGGAAUGUGUCCAAAAUGCAAUCUGCCAUUGCAUGGAAGCUAGGAGAGUGGUGCAAGGGCUAGUGCGGUAGCCUGCGAAGCUAAUGAUAAGGGUUCGACUUCUUGUGCCGUUAUCGUUUUCAAUCAAAUGAAUUUGAAAAAGACUUUUUUUCUGAUGAUGUGAAGCAUACCGAAACUUCAAGAAAUUUAAAAAAAGAUUUUGUGGAAAAAGUAAUUUUCGAAAAAAAUGGUCAUUGGUCGGUUUUGAAACGGUUCUAAACAUGAAAGUUCGUAAUCUUCAUCACAAUCUGUCGAAAAGAUGAUGGCAAAAAUCAAUAGCGGCAAGAGGAAUCGAACCUUCAUCAUAGGCUUCGCAGGCUACCGCGCUAGCCACUGCACUACGCUCCUAGCUGUCAUACAAUGGCUGGUGGCGCGGACAAUUCCUUCCAAAAGGUGUCACGUGUUUAAGGACAAAAACCUUUGAAUUUCAUAUCUUCAAAACGAGAAGUUUGCACAGAUAGCGACUAUGGGGAAUCGAUUCCCAGUCCAUCAAAGAUUGUUUGAAAAAAUAUAUAGAAAAUUCCAAACCCUACGCAAAAAUGACCUUCCAUGUACACUCAAGAAGUGCGAAAAUAAAGAUUUCAAAAGUUUUCGAAUCUCGGUUCUGUCUUGUUAGAGACGAACUCCCCGAUUCUGAUUUUACUUCUUGAACCUAGGUUUUCUGAUGCUGCGUGAAGGUUCUCAAUUCAAAAGUGCACAAAGCAGACUUUUGUGAGAAAAAAGAAGAAGCUCUCCAAAUUCAAGGUACAAAAGGAAAAAGUAGAAUCAUGUUUUUUGAGUUGGUUUUUGAAAAUAAGGGAAAUCUUGGAAAGGGAACCAUAGUUGUAUUUCGCAAGCUUGCGCCCGACCACAAGCAGGUCACGCCAGUUUCCAGACUCGAAACAAAGAAGCUUUUUCAAUCUCAAACUCUUAAAACAUCCCUUCUUACUUUUUGAAAAAUUGUACUGACCUUUUUUUGGAGAGCAACUUCUUUUGUGAUUCCGCGCUUUCCAGCCGUGUUGUCCAUCUGAAAUAAUUAGGGAUUGAAUUUAUCAGAAAAAAUUAUAUAUAUAAGCGUGGUUUUAUUGUUCCACGUGAAUUUUAAAUUUGGAUCUGGAUUUACGAUCGUUCUUUCUACAGUUUUCAUUUUAUUUUCUUCAAAUUUUUUGCUUUUCUUUUUUCUUCUACAAGGACAUUGCUUCGUAUGAUCUUUUAAGAAAAUUUGUAAGUUUGAAAGAUUUUCAUACGAUUUAGUUUUGUAAUAAUUUUUAAGUAUCAAGAUCAAAAAUGUUGAUCUUUGAAUGAGAUUCAAAUCAUUUUUAGUUAUUUUUGUCCUAACUAGUAAGGUAGUGGUGAAUGGAAGAAGAAAACCACACUUUUUUAAAAAUUUAUUAUUGUUUCAUAACCUGUUAAUUUUCUGAAUGACGUCAUACUUAACGGAAAACUCCUAUUUCGAAGUUGUUUUCACUGGAUAUCUCUUUUUCCAUAGACUUUUUGACAAUGACCGAAUAAGAGGCGGGAAAAGAACUUUUCAAUAAAAAUACCAACCUAGGAAGAUGGCGGCUGGAGCUGGGACCGGAGCGGCUCUUCUUCCUCUGGCAUGCUGCCAAGAGAGAAGCUGAGGGACCGGCCGAACGGUGCCGCGGCGGAAAGCGGGAAUGGGCCAUCUCGUGCCGGUGUCAGACGUCCGGAGCCCAAUCGAUCGGGCCGCAGACGCAGAGGGACGCUGUAAACUUGCCCCCAAUGCCGCUCACUGUCAAGCUCCGGCUGCCUGGUAGCUAG
Molecule: messenger RNA, 5692 nt
Organism: Caenorhabditis auriculariae
Lineage: Eukaryota; Metazoa; Nematoda; Chromadorea; Rhabditida; Rhabditidae
Source: the annotation of a GenBank genome assembly